This is a messenger RNA of Pan troglodytes (chimpanzee), 2746 nucleotides long. RefSeq names its product claudin domain containing 1 (gene CLDND1). Gene Ontology annotation, cellular component: membrane. The record is from RefSeq and is a predicted model, not a curated record. The transcript is spliced from 6 exons. NCBI's taxonomy places the organism in Eukaryota, Metazoa, Chordata, Mammalia, Primates, Hominidae. The coding region runs from base 770 to 1561 and encodes 263 amino acids.
ACAGAAGUGAUUUUGACUUGUUAAGAGUGGACAGGUUAAGGGACUCCCAGGAAUAUCAGGUUAGUUUCAACCUUUCAAUACAACCCAAAUGGAGUAAAUGUGUUUGGGACUAUGUUUGCGACUAUGCGUGUCUUGAUUACAUUUCUUUUAAAAUUAAUUAUAAAGUAUCAGACAACACAUUACCUAGGAUUUAAUGGAGAGCUUUUCUGGGUAUGGCUUAUCAUCAAUCAGCGUGAGCUCCCUGGACAGAAGAGUAGGCAACCCCAGCAGGCAGGAGAUAAACCAGAUGCUGGCACAGACUACAUAUGCACAGUCUGUCCUUCUGAAUUUCCUGGAUACGACUGGCCACACAAUGGCCAGGUAGCGGUCAACACUCAUGCAAGUGAGCAGGAGGACACUGCAGUGCAUAUUGACGGAGAUCAUGUAGGAGCUCCCUUUGCACAGGAAGGAGCCCGUCCUCCACAGUCCUAGAGAUGCUUCUUUAUCCACCCAGAGAGGCAAUGUGACAAGAAAAAUGAAGUCAGAGGCAGCCAGAUUGAUGAUAAAGAUGUCGAUCAGUCUUCGGCUGCCGGGUUUGAAAUGCAACGCUCCCAUGAGAACAAGGUUCCCCAGCACUCCAGUCAGGAACACAGCUGUGUAAAAGACUGGAAGGAAGACAGAGGUGUAAGGAACAUGGGAGUGGGUCUCCCUGAUGUCAGAGUUUGGGCUCGUAGCAUAGUAAUAAUCCAAAUAAACUGAAGUUUCUUCUGGGUCCAUCACCAAAGAGCAGAUGCCAAAUCUGAGCAGUCUGAAUGCCAGAAUGGAUAACCGUUUUGCUACAGCAUUUGUAAUUGCUUGUGUGCUUAGCCUCAUUUCCACCAUCUACAUGGCAGCCUCCAUUGGCACAGACUUCUGGUAUGAAUAUCGAAGUCCAGUUCAAGAAAAUUCCAGUGAUUUGAAUAAAAGCAUCUGGGAUGAAUUCAUUAGUGAUGAGGCAGAUGAAAAGACUUAUAAUGAUGCACUUUUUCGAUACAAUGGCACAGUGGGAUUGUGGAGACGGUGUAUCACCAUACCCAAAAACAUGCAUUGGUAUAGCCCACCAGAAAGGACAGAGUCAUUUGAUGUGGUCACAAAAUGUGUGAGUUUCACACUAACUGAGCAGUUCAUGGAGAAAUUUGUUGAUCCCGGAAACCACAAUAGCGGGAUUGAUCUCCUUAGGACCUAUCUUUGGCGUUGCCAGUUCCUUUUACCUUUUGUGAGUUUAGGUUUGAUGUGCUUUGGGGCUUUGAUCGGACUUUGUGCUUGCAUUUGCCGAAGCUUAUAUCCCACCAUUGCCACGGGCAUUCUCCAUCUCCUUGCAGGUCUGUGUACACUGGGCUCAGUAAGUUGUUAUGUUGCUGGAAUUGAACUACUCCACCAGAAACUAGAGCUCCCUGACAGUGUAUCCGGUGAAUUUGGAUGGUCCUUCUGCCUGGCUUGUGUCUCAGCUCCCUUACAGUUCAUGGCUUCUGCUCUCUUCAUCUGGGCUGCUCACACCAACCGGAAAGAGUACACCUUAAUGAAGGCAUAUCGUGUGGCAUGAGCAAGAAACUGCCUGCUUUACAAUUGCCAUUUUUAUUUUUUUAAAAUAAUACUGAUAUUUUCCCCACCUCUCAAUUGUUUUUAAUUUUUAUUUUAUUUGUGGAUAUACCAUUUUAUUAUGAAAAUCUAUUUUAUUUAUAUACAUUCACCACUAAAUACACACUUAAUACCACUAAAAUUUAUGUGGUUUACUUUAAGCGAUGCCAUCUUUCAAAUAAACUAAUCUAGGUCUAGACAGAAAGAAAUGGAUAGAGACUUGACACAAAUUUAUGAAAGAAAAUUGGGAGUAGGAAUGUGACCCAAAACAAGUUGUGCUAAUGUCUGUUAGACUUUUCAGUAAAACUAAAGUAACUGUAUCUGUUCAACUAAAAACUCUAUAUUAGUUUCUUUGGGAAACCUCUCAUCGUCAAAACUUUGUGUUCACUUUGCUGUUGUAGAUAGCCAGUCAGCCAGCAAUAUUAGUGCUGUUUUCAAAGAUUUAAGCUCUAUAAAAUUGGGAAAUUAUCUAAGAUCAUUUUCCCUAAGCAUUGACACAUAGCUUCAUCUGAGGUGAGAUAUGGCAGCUGUUUGUAUCUGUACUGUGUCUGUCUACAAAAAGUGAAAAAUACAGUGUUUACUUGAAAUUUUAACUUUGUAACUGCAAGAAUUCCAGUUCAGCCGGGCGAGGAUUAGUAUUAUUUUUAACUCUCCAUAAGAUUUUCAGUACCACCAAAUUGUUUUGGAUUUUUUUUCUUUCCUCUUCACAUACCAGGGUUAUUAAAAGUGUGCUUUCUUUUUACAUUAUAUUACAGUUACAAAGUAAAAUUCCCCAACUGCUAUUUAUUUAUUCCAGCCCAGUACCAUAAAGAACGUUUCACCAUAAUGACCCUCCAGAGCUGGGAAACCUACCACAAGAUCUAAAGUUCUGGCUGUCCAUUAACCUCCAACUAUGGUCUUUAUUUCUUGUGGUAAUAUGAUGUGCCUUUCCUUGCCUAAAUCCCUUCCUGGUGUGUAUCAACAUUAUUUAAUGUCUUCUAAUUCAGUCAUUUUUUUAUAAGUAUGUCUAUAAACAUUGAACUUUAAAAAACUUAUUUAUUUAUUCCACUACUGUAGCAAUUGACAGAUUAAAAAAAGUAACUUCAUAAUUUCUUACCAUAACCUCAAUGUCUUUUUUAAAAAAUAAAAUUAAAAAUGAAAAGAGACUCAA